Messenger RNA from Cannabis sativa, 1360 nucleotides. RefSeq lists its product as uncharacterized. NCBI's taxonomy places the organism in Eukaryota, Viridiplantae, Streptophyta, Magnoliopsida, Rosales, Cannabaceae. The record is from RefSeq and is a predicted model, not a curated record. The transcript has a single exon. The coding region runs from base 128 to 781 and encodes 217 amino acids.
AUUCCAUUCAAAAUCAUUUGUAUAUGUAUGUUAUCCUCUUUACUCUUCUUUCAAUCAAUAUUGAAUCAUAUACCUUUACUCUUUCUUAUUACCAACAUAUCUCUCUCUUUCUCUUUCUCUCUCCCUCAUGGGCAAUAUUAUCGUGUCUCCAGGCUGCUUCAACCCAAACCCUAACUCAGCAGUGAUACUAAUAUUCUGGGAAGGCACUAAGAGAAUUCUCAAAGGAAAGAAACACAUAGCAGGUGAGAUCAUGUUCGAGUUCCCUGACAGAAUUGUCUGCCAUGCCGAUUCAUUCUUCAUAGGUCACCCAGUUCCGGCCUUAGGCAUCCAAGACCCGCUCCUCAGUGGCCAAACAUACUUUGUUCUUCCCAUAGACAGCUUCUCCAACGGUGUACUCACGGCCUCUUCCCUCGCCGCCUUCGGCUCCUCACCGAGCCCCAAUAACAAGGCCACAAGUCCCAUUAAUUUUGGCGGUAAUACCUCCCCGUUCGAGUACUUAAAGGGCUCAAAUGGAAGGGCUUUGAUCAAGGUUUCACCAGAGUUCUUAACCAAAUUGGUUAUGAGAGGUAAGGAAGAGGGUUCGGGUUGUGAUAGUCAAUGCAAUAAUGGUAGAUUUCUUUGCAACACUCCGGAGCUUCAAAAGCACUAUGAUCAGCUAGUGGGAUCAAAAGAACAAUUAUGGUCGCCUAAGCUUGAGACCAUCUCUGAGCAUAAGAUUAGGUUUUCACCAUGUAGAUUUAUAGGGUUAGAAUGGAAAGUAAAAGAGAAGGAAGCGUUAUGAUAGCGUAUAUAUUUAUUAAUUUGUAUCCUUAUUUGUUGUUCAUUAAGAACUUAAUUUCAUUUAUGGUUUUUGUCUCUAAUGAAAUGUUAGACACACCAUAUUAUAUAGAUAGAUAUAUACUACGUUAUAAUUGUCAGUUAAUUAAUUUUGUCGAAUUUUGUACAUAUAUAGUAGACUAAAUUGUUAGGAGUACAUAUAUAGUAUAAACAUUAAUCAUACUUUGACGUAAAUUUGUCUUUGUUUUUCUUCCUUUGACCCCUCUGAUCUCUUCCAAUAUUUAUGAUGUGCGUGUAAAAUUCUGUACACAUGGAGGGUUUUUGAUUAAAAAGAUUAGAAAGGACAAUGAACAAUUUUACAAGUAUGUUGGUUCGUGAGGCUGCUCGGCUUGGGCAUGGAUAGAACCACUCAUAAUUUUAUGAUCAGAAUUGCAAUUAAAAAUAUUGUAAUGAUCAGUAUUUCAAAUUCUUCUAUCGUUUUAUUGUUUUUGGUAGAAAGGUAUAUAUCUUGUGCCUGCUGAUCUACCUCUGCUUAUUGUUUGUAUCAAGAAUUUUGUGUACAAUUAUCUUUUUUCUCAGAAUA